This is a messenger RNA of Drosophila ficusphila, 1583 nucleotides long. RefSeq names its product selenocysteine-specific elongation factor (gene eEFSec). The transcript is spliced from 2 exons. Gene Ontology annotation, molecular function: GTP binding; GTPase activity; translation elongation factor activity. NCBI's taxonomy places the organism in Eukaryota, Metazoa, Arthropoda, Insecta, Diptera, Drosophilidae. The record is from RefSeq and is a predicted model, not a curated record. The coding region runs from base 31 to 1569 and encodes 512 amino acids. Gene Ontology annotation, biological process: selenocysteine incorporation.
UCUUAGCGCGGAUUGCUUUUAAUUACCAUAAUGCCCAUAAACUUUAAUAUUGGCCUGCUCGGGCAUGUGGACAGCGGGAAAACCACUUUGGCCAAGGCUCUAAGUUCAAUUUCCAGCACGGCAGCCUUCGACAAGAAUCCUCAGUCGGUAGAGCGAGGAAUCACUUUGGAUUUGGGCUUCAGUGGACUUUUGGUGGAUCCGCCUGCGAAUUUCUCUCAAGGAGAGCAACUCCAAUUCACCUUCGUCGAUUGCCCGGGGCAUGCAAGCCUCAUACGGACUAUUAUAGGAGGUGCCCAGAUCAUAGAUCUCAUGCUUCUCGUGGUUGACGCUCAAAAAGGGAUCCAAACACAAACUGCAGAGUGCCUGAUUAUCGGAGAGUUGCUGCAGAAAAAGCUGAUUGUUGUGAUUAAUAAAAUAGAUGUUUAUCCAGAGGACCAAAGAGAGUCAAAGCUGGAGAAACUUCGCUCCCGUCUUGCCAAGACUCUAGAAGCAACCAGUUUUAGUGGUGAAGUGCCCAUGUAUUCAGUGUCUGCUCUGGAGGGAACCAACAUUACUGAGUUAAGAAAUGGAUUAAGAGAAGCCUUUUUUCAGCCCGUAAGGAACGUAUCUGAUCCUCUGCUGAUGUAUGUUGAUCACUGUUUCGGAAUAAAGGGCCAAGGAACCGUCUGCACAGGUACGCUGCUCCAAGGAAGGGUUCAGGUAAACGAUGUAAUAGAACUACCAGCUUUGGGUGAGCAGCGAAAAGUGAAGUCCAUGCAGAUGUUCCGCCAAAACGUAACCAGCGCCUCAAUGGGCGAUAGAAUUGGCCUUUGUGUUACCCAGUUUAAUGCCAAGCUGUUGGAACGCGGUAUAAUUACCCAGCCUGGUUACAUAAAACCCAUAUACGCCGUGUGCCUACAGCUAAAGCCAAUCCGCUACUACAAACAUGCCAUAAAGUCGAAGAGCAAACUCCACAUCUCCGUGGGACAUGACACAAUAAUGGCAAAUGUUACUUUAUUUCGCGAUAUGGACAAUCCAUCAACAGAGUUUCAGUUGGACAAGGAAUAUGAGUAUGUGGAGGAAAUUCAAACAGCGGAAGUUCUUCCCACUGAAAUUGUAUUCGCCCUGCUGCAGUUUGAAACUCCUGUACUGACGCCUCCAAAUUCAACCCUGAUUGCCUCUAAACUGGACAUGGAUGUGCAUAGUAGCAGCUGUCGAUUGGCCUUCUGGGGACGAAUCUCCUGGCAGACUCAGAGUUCGAAAUACAUUCAAGAUGAGCUACCAAAACUACGAGUUUUCAAGCGCAAACAGAAAGUAGGAAACAUUCAACGUGUUGUGAACGCCAACGAAGUGAUUGUUCAGAAUCUUUUUAAAAAGGAAGCUAAACGCGAUCUGUACGUGGGAAAGUUGGUGGAGCUUUCAUCUGGCGAAAAAGGUCGUAUUGAUCGUACUUUUGGUCAGACCUCGAAAGUUGCAAUUACCUUUCCGGAAGCUUUGUCGCCCGAAACAAUAACUAACAUAAAGAAUAUACAAGUUUUACUUAACUGUAAAAAGUAUGUGUUUAAUAAACAGGCCGGCCUGUUUCAAUGACAAAUUCUGAAGUA